Messenger RNA from Rattus rattus (black rat), 3499 nucleotides. RefSeq names its product cellular inhibitor of PP2A (gene Cip2a). The record is from RefSeq and is a predicted model, not a curated record. The coding region runs from base 69 to 2798 and encodes 909 amino acids. Lineage: Eukaryota; Metazoa; Chordata; Mammalia; Rodentia; Muridae. The transcript is spliced from 21 exons.
AGCGCGGCGACGGCUGGAUACCGAGGCGAGCUGCUGGGCUGUUGUCGCUGACAGUCCAGCCCGUCGGCAUGGAUUCCACCGCCUGCUUGAAGUCCCUGCUCCUGAGCAUCAGUCAGUACAAAGCCGUUAAGUCGGAGGCGAACGCCACUCAGCUUCUGAGGCACUUGGAGGUAGUUUCUGGACAAAAGCUCACACGACUGUUUACAUCACAGCAGAUAUUACCAAGCGAAUGCUUGAGCUGCCUUGUAGAACUUCUUGAAGACCCAAACAUAAGUGCUUCACUGAUCUUAAGUAUUAUCAGUUUGCUGUCUCAACUGGCUAUAGAUAAUGAAACCCGAGACUGUCUUCAGAAUAUCUACAAUCUGAAUAGUGUGUUGUCAGGAGUGGUUUGUCGGAGCAGCACAUGCCACAAUAAUUCAGUGUUUUUACAGUGCAUUCAACUGCUGCAGAGGUUAACAUAUAAUGUCAAAUUCUUCCACUCUGGUGCCCAUAUAGAUGACUUAAUUACAUUCUUGAUUGGUCAUAUUCAGUCUUCUGAAGAUGAGCUAACUAUGCCCUGUCUAGGACUGCUGGCAAAUCUCUGUCGGCACAAUCUUUCUGUUCAAACACAAAUAAAAACUUUGAGUAAUGUGAAAUCUUUUUACCGAACUCUCAUAAGCUUCCUUGCACACAGCAGUCUGACUGUGGUUGUGUUUGCACUUUCAAUAUUAGCCAGUUUGACACUCAAUGAAGAAGUGGGGGAAAAGCUAUUUCAUGCUCGAAACAUUCAUCAGACUUUCCAACUAAUAUUUAAUAUUCUCAUAAAUGGUGAUGGUACCCUAACAAGAAAGUACUCAGUUGAUCUACUCAUGGAUCUCCUUAAAAAUCCUAAAAUUGCUGAUUAUUUAACCAGGUAUGAGCACUUCUCUUCAUGUCUUAAUCAAGUACUAGGGCUUCUAAAUGUGAAAGACCCUGAUUCUUCUUCAAAGGUUUUAGAAUUACUUCUUGCAUUCUGUGCAGUGACUCAGCUGCGCCAUGUUCUCAGUCAGAUGAUGUUUGAGCAGCCUCCAUCUGCCAACAACAUUCUGGGAAGCCGCUCUCCUAAGAGCUUAGAACCUAUUGUGGCCCUACUUCGCUGGUUAAGCCAACCCUUGGAUGGAGCUGACAACUGUGCUGUGUUAGCACUGGAGUUGUUCAAGGAAAUCUUUGAGGAUGUCAUUGAUACUGGUAAUUGUUCCUCAACUGACCGUUUUGUGACCCUUCUGCUUCCUACAAUCCUUGAUCAGCUUCAGUUCACAGAACAGAAUCUGGAUGAGACCUUAAUAAAAAAUAAAUGUGAAAGGAUGGUCAAAGCCAUUGAAGUUUUAUUAACUCUGUGUGGAGAUGACACUCUGAGAAUGCAUGUUGUGAAAACACUGACUACCAUGAAGUGCAGCAUGCUGAUAGAGCAGCAGUUCACAUAUGGCAAGAUUGACCUGGGCUUUGGAACAAAGGUAGCCGAUUCUGAACUGUGCAAACUUGCUGCUGACGUAAUUUUGAAAACUCUUAUUUUGAUGAACAAACUUAAGCAGUUGGUUCCUGGUAUGGAAGUAAGCUUCUACAAAAUCCUUCAGGAUCCUCGGUUGAUUACUCCUUUAGCUUUUGCUUUAACAUCAGAUAAUAGAGAACAAGUCCAGUCUGGACUGGGAAUACUGCUGGAAGCCGCUCCACUACCAGAUUUCCCUGCCUUAGUACUUGGAGAAAGUAUAGCAGCAAACAAUGUAUACAGACAGCAAGAAACUGAGCGUCUGCCCAGGAAAAUGACGUUGCAGCCCUUAAAUCACUGUUUAUCAGCAUCAGCAAAGUGCUUAACGCCUCCUCUUUCAAAAGAUAAUGCCCCUGCAUUGAACAUUGAGGACCUCAUAGAGAAACUUCAGGCUGGAGUGAUGGUAAAGGAUCAGAUUAAUGAUAUAAGAAUAUCUGACAUAAUGGAUGUUUAUGAGAUGAAACUUUCUACCUUAGCCUCUAAAGAGAGCAGGUUACAAGACCUCCUGGAAGCAAAGGCCCUGGCUCUUGCACAAGCUGACAGACUGAUUGCUCAGUAUCGCUGUCAAAGAACUCAAGCAGAGACCGAGGCACGAACACUCGCGGGUAUGUUACGAGAUGUUGAGAGAAAAAACGAAGAGCUUAGUGUGUUGCUGAAGUCCCAACAGCUCGAGUCAGAAAGAGCCCAAAAUGAUAUUGAGCAUCUCUUUCAACACAGUAAGAAGUUGGAGUCUGUGGCUGAGGAACAUGAAAUUCUGACAAAGUCCUACAUGGAACUUGUUCAAAGAAAUGAAGAUACGGAAAAAAAGAAUGCUGACUUGCAGGUUACCUGCGAAUCCCUGAAUAAACACAUUGAGACAGUGAAAAAGUUGAACGAGUCCCUCAAGCAACAAAAUGAAAAAACCAUUGCUCAGCUGAUAGAGAAAGAAGAACAGAGAAAAGAAGUCCAGAGCCAGUUAGUAGACAGAGAAUGUAAACUAUCAAAUUUGCAUAAAAAAUCAAAAUCCCAAGAAGAAAAAAUUAAUGUUUUACAAAAGGAAAAGGAAGAUAAACAGGAAACCAUUGAUAUCCUUAGAAAAGAAUUAAGCAGAACAGAACAGAUCAGAAAAGAGUUGAGUAUUAAGGCUUCCUCCCUAGAAAUGCAGAAAGCUCAAUUAGAAGGUCGUUUGGAAGAAAAAGAGUCCUUGGUUAAACUUCAGCAAGACGAGCUGAACAAACAUUCUCACAUGAUAGCAAUGAUCCACAGUUUAAGUGGUGGAAAAAUAAGCCCAGAAACUGUGAAUCUUAGUAUAUAAACAUCAUGGCUUCGGGGAAUUUGUAUGUGGAUACUUUUGUUGUAUUCAUAUAUUGGAGGUGGAGGAAACGGAGGAAAUCGUGACUUCAAAACAAUUAUCAUUUGUUCGCUAUCUAUUAACUUAGUAAAAUCAUAAUUUCAUUGAUGUUUUACUUGGUCUUUAGAAUAGAAUUUUUUAUGUUUUUUUUUUUAAUGUUUACUCUUAUGUGUCGUACAUAGUCUCAUUUAUGAUUAUAGCCAUGGAUUACUUAAUAGCAACCAUGAAUAUAUUUACAUAAAUGUUCUCUUAAGCACUUUCUUCAUUUUGUGACCAUUGCUAGAAUUGACACAUACACUAUGAGGGAUCCAGGGUCACUAGGCUGUAUCAUCUUUUGGGAUUAUGGUAAUAAAAGUAUGAUCUAUCAUUGGUUAAAAAAUGUCAUCACCAUCACCCACUGAUAUAUUUGUUAAGUACUUUCUUGAUGCAGCAGUCUUAGAGAUUAAUUGAUUAAGGUCAACUAAUAAAAAUGUUCUGAUACUACUAAGGAACUUUCUCUCUAAAGUUAACAGAAAAUAGAUUCAAAGAACUUUAUUAUUGCAUUUAAAAUGAAAUUAUAUUUAGCCUAAACUCUAAAUUUGGAAACAGUGCUGUAGCUAUCAGAAAUGUUUAAAAAUGGAAAAGUAUUUGUUACAUUAAAUGAUUACAUAGUCUCCUGAAAUUAA